UCGGCCAUACUAACUUUCCCAUCUGCAAAAGCGCGCCCAAUUUUUUGGCAUCUUAUGUUUUUGCAAUAACACUUGCAUUAAUGUACUAAGAAUGGACGCCAAACGCAAGUUUAAUGGAACCUCCAAUGGCUAUGCUAAAAAGCCAAGAAAUCCCGAUGAUGACGAGGAAAUGGGGUUUGAAGCGGAGCUGGCGGCUUUUGAGCACUCCGAGGAAAUGGAUCAGACUCUGCUAAUGGGUGAUGGUCCUGAGAAUCAGCAAACUAGCGAAAGAUGGUCACGUCCACCUCCGCCAGAACUGGAUCCCUCCAGGGACAACUUACAGUUUCAGCAGCUGGAUGUAGAGAACUACUUGGGACAACCUUUGCCGGGAAUGCCAGGAGCGCAAAUAGGACCCGUGCCGGUGGUGCGUAUGUUUGGUGUCACAAUGGACGGCAACUCCGUAUGUUGCCAUGUCCAUGGCUUCUGUCCGUACUUCUACAUAGAGGCACCUGGAAAAUUUGAAGAGCACCAUUGCGAGAAACUGCAACAAGCUUUGGAUCAGAAGGUUAUAGCCGAUAUCCGCAACAACAAGGAUAACGUUCAGGAGGCUGUGCUCAUGGUGGAACUGGUAGAGAAGCUAAAUAUUCACGGUUAUAAUGGAGACAAGAAGCAGAGGUACAUUAAAAUAUCUGUGACGCUGCCCCGAUUUGUGGCUGCCGCUUCACGUCUUUUAAAGAAGGAGGUGAUCAUGUCCGAGAUUGACUUUCAGGACUGUCGUGCCUUCGAGAAUAACAUAGACUUCGACAUUCGCUUCAUGGUGGACACCGGAGUGGUGGGCUGCAAUUGGAUUGAGCUUCCAAAAGGGCACUGGCGGAUUAGAAACAGCCGCAGUAAGCCGUUGCCCGAGUCCCGAUGCCAGAUUGAGGUGGAUAUUGCUUUCGACAGAUUCAUCUCUCAUGAUCCAGAAGGAGAGUGGUCUAAGGUUGCUCCCUUCCGCAUACUUUCCUUUGAUAUUGAGUGCGCGGGUCGCAAGGGAAUUUUCCCGGAGGCGAAAAUGGAUCCCGUAAUUCAGAUAGCCAAUAUGGUAAUAAGGCAGGGAGAACGUGAGCCCUUCAUCAGGAAUGUUUUUACCUUGAAUGAGUGCGCUCCUAUUAUAGGAAGCCAGGUUUUGUGCCACGACAAGGAAACCCAAAUGCUGGACAAAUGGGCUGCCUUCGUCCGUGAAGUUGAUCCAGACAUUCUUACUGGAUAUAAUAUUAACAACUUUGACUUUCCCUACCUGAUCAAUAGGGCAGCACAUUUAAAGGUAAAGAACUUUGAGUAUUUGGGUAGGAUCAAGAACAUUCGCUCGGUGAUUAAGGAGCAGAUGUUGCAGUCAAAGCAGAUGGGUCGCCGCGAGAACCAGUAUGUUAAUUUCGAAGGAAGAGUUCCCUUCGAUCUACUGUUUGUCCUGCUGCGCGACUAUAAACUUCGCUCGUAUACCCUCAACGCUGUGAGCUAUCAUUUCCUGCAGGAACAGAAAGAAGAUGUUCAUCAUAGCAUCAUUACAGAUCUUCAGAAUGGAGAUGAGCAGACACGUCGCCGUUUGGCCAUGUACUGCCUGAAAGAUGCCUACCUACCGCUGAGGUUGCUGGAGAAGCUUAUGGCCAUUGUUAACUACAUGGAAAUGGCCAGAGUGACGGGGGUGCCACUGGAAUCCCUGCUCACCCGUGGACAACAGAUCAAAGUUUUGAGCCAACUUUUGCGCAAGGCCAGAACUAAGGGAUUCAUUAUGCCCUCAUACACCUCUCAAGGAUCGGAUGAACAGUACGAAGGAGCCACUGUGAUUGAACCAAAGAGAGGGUAUUAUGCGGAUCCCAUCUCCACGCUAGAUUUUGCCUCCCUAUAUCCGAGUAUUAUGAUGGCGCAUAACUUGUGCUACACCACCUUGGUUUUGGGAGGAACUCGUGAAAAGCUGAGGGAACAGGAGAACCUUCAAGAUGAUCAAGUAGAGCGCACGCCCGCCAAUAAUUACUUUGUAAAAUCGGAGGUGCGUCGUGGUCUGCUCCCUGAAAUUCUGGAAUCCCUUUUGGCAGCCAGAAAGCGUGCCAAAAAUGAUCUUAAAGUGGAAACAGAUCCGUUUAAAAGGAAGGUUUUGGAUGGCAGGCAGCUUGCGCUGAAGAUUUCAGCUAAUUCCGUUUAUGGAUUCACUGGCGCCCAAGUGGGAAAGCUGCCUUGUUUGGAGAUAUCAGGAAGCGUAACAGCCUACGGUCGUACCAUGAUUGAGUUGACCAAAAACGAGGUAGAGUCGCACUACACCCAAGCCAAUGGUUACGAGAAUAAUGCGGUGGUCAUCUACGGCGACACAGAUUCUGUGAUGGUUAAUUUUGGUGUAAAAACUUUGGAGCGAAGCAUGGAGCUGGGUCGCGAGGCGGCUGAGUUGGUCAGCUCCAAAUUUGUUCAUCCCAUUAAAUUGGAGUUUGAGAAGGUUUACUAUCCUUAUCUCCUUAUCAAUAAGAAACGUUAUGCGGGGUUGUACUUUACUCGACCGGAGACCUAUGAUAAAAUGGACUGCAAAGGCAUUGAAACCGUGAGGAGAGAUAAUUCCCCACUGGUUGCCAACUUGAUGAACUCCUGCCUGCAAAAACUUCUCAUCGAAAGGGAUCCCGAUGGAGCAGUGGCAUAUGUUAAACAGGUUAUUGCCGAUCUCCUCUGCAACCGCAUAGACAUCUCGCAUCUGGUUAUAACCAAGGAGCUGGCUAAGACUGAUUACGCCGCCAAGCAGGCGCACGUAGAGCUUGCUGCCAAGAUGAAGAAAAGAGAUCCUGGAACGGCACCCAAGCUGGGAGAUCGAGUUCCAUAUGUGAUAUGUGCAGCGGCUAAGAACACACCCGCAUACCAGAAAGCAGAAGAUCCACUUUAUGUGCUAGAGAACAGUGUGCCUAUCGAUGCUACUUACUAUUUGGAGCAGCAGCUAUCCAAGCCGUUGUUGAGGAUCUUUGAACCCAUUUUGGGGGACAAUGCCGAGUCCAUUUUGUUAAAAGGAGAACAUACACGCACACGGACUGUGGUAACCUCCAAGGUUGGAGGACUAGCCGGAUUUAUGACCAAGAAAACAGCAUGUUUGGGCUGUAAAUCCCUAAUGCCUAAGGGUUACGAGCAAGCCUGCCUGUGUCCACAUUGCGAGCCCCGAAUGAGUGAGCUCUACCAGAAGGAGGUGGGUGCUAAGAGGGAACUGGAGGAGACAUUCUCCCGCCUGUGGACAGAGUGCCAGCGAUGCCAGGAAUCCUUGCACGAGGAGGUGAUCUGUUCAAACAGAGAUUGUCCCAUCUUCUACAUGCGACAGAAGGUGCGCAUGGAUUUGGACAAUCAGCAAAAGCGGGUGAUGCGAUUCGGACUGCCCGAUUGGUAACCAAUGCAUGAAUUUACUGAAUUGUUUAAUCCUAUAAUUUAAUAAUUAUAUUACUAGAAGUUA
Drosophila eugracilis is the source of this 3433-nucleotide messenger RNA. It is a transcript of the gene PolD1, whose product is annotated as DNA polymerase delta catalytic subunit. Gene Ontology annotation, biological process: nucleotide-excision repair, DNA gap filling; DNA replication proofreading; base-excision repair, gap-filling. NCBI's taxonomy places the organism in Eukaryota, Metazoa, Arthropoda, Insecta, Diptera, Drosophilidae. The record is from RefSeq and is a predicted model, not a curated record. The transcript is spliced from 2 exons. Bases 92 to 3370 code for a protein of 1092 amino acids. Gene Ontology annotation, molecular function: DNA binding; DNA-directed DNA polymerase activity; 3'-5'-DNA exonuclease activity. Gene Ontology annotation, cellular component: delta DNA polymerase complex.